UUGCUGAUGACAUUCAAAGGUCAAAUUGAAAAUUUCCGAUAGGAUUAUAGGCCCAGAGUUGAGGAGUGAAAUAGAGCACAGAAAACACCUAGUAACAUUAUUGCUAAUAGAAUAAUAAAAAGAGUUUGUAGAAUGGCAGGAAAAUACGUAAUAGUUAUGGUUCGCCAUGGUGAAUCUGAAUGGAACGAGAAAAAUCUUUUCUGUGGAUGGUAUGAUGCAAAUUUGAGUGAAAAAGGCAAGCAAGAAGCUGUUGCAGCUGGAAAGGCAGUAAAAGAUGCUGGUUUAAAAUUUGACUGUGCUCAUACAUCUGUUUUAACUCGUGCUCAAGUUACAUUAAAUUCAGUUUUGGAGGGUUCUGGUCAAACUGGUAUUCCGGUUCAUAAAACAUGGAGAUUAAAUGAACGCCACUAUGGGGGUUUAACUGGUUUGAACAAGGCUGAAACUGCGGCCAAAUACGGAGAAGAACAAGUUCAAAUUUGGAGAAGAAGUUAUGAUACUCCACCACCACCAAUGGAACCAGAUCAUCCGUAUUACAAUGCUAUUGUAAAAGAUUCACGUUAUAGCGAUGGACCUAAGUUAGAAGAAUUUCCAAUGUUUGAGUCUUUAAAACUAACAAUUGCCCGUACUUUACCAUAUUGGAAUGAUGUUAUUAUACCACAAUUAAAGGAAGGCAAGAAAAUCAUUAUUGCUGCUCAUGGCAAUAGUUUAAGGGGCAUUGUUAAACAUUUAGAUAAUAUGUCUGAUGAUGCUAUUAUGGGGCUUAAUUUACCAACAGGUAUUCCUUUUGUGUACGAACUGGAUGAGAAUUUCAAACCAGUGGUCUCAAUGAAAUUCUUAGGCGACGAGGAAACUGUUAAAAAAGCUAUGGAAGCUGUAGCGGCUCAAGGAAAAGCCAAAUAAAAAUAUUGUUUUUUAUGUUAAAAAACUGUGAAAAUUUGUUAUAGAUGAAUAAAACUAAAAUAUAAUUGAUAUUGUAUUUAUGAAUAAUUUAAGUAUGUAUUUCAAAAAACUGACAAAAUAUUAAUAUUAAAAGAACAAAUACUGGGAGGAUAUUAAUAUUACCUUUA
Condylostylus longicornis is the source of this 1067-nucleotide messenger RNA. Its product is annotated as phosphoglycerate mutase 2. The transcript is spliced from 2 exons. Bases 133 to 900 code for a protein of 255 amino acids. NCBI's taxonomy places the organism in Eukaryota, Metazoa, Arthropoda, Insecta, Diptera, Dolichopodidae. Gene Ontology annotation, biological process: glycolytic process. The record is from RefSeq and is a predicted model, not a curated record. Gene Ontology annotation, molecular function: intramolecular phosphotransferase activity.